Molecule: messenger RNA, 204 nt
Organism: Echinostoma caproni
Lineage: Eukaryota; Metazoa; Platyhelminthes; Trematoda; Plagiorchiida; Echinostomatidae
Source: the annotation of a GenBank genome assembly
AUGGUUAGCUGUACAAGAGGACUUCUAUCACUAGAAAAAGUGCCCGAUCUGUACCAUCAAGAAAAUGAUGAUGAUGAUGCAACACAUGAUGCUGAUGAUUCGAAUGAAGAUGAUGAUGACGAUGAUGAUGAUGAAGAGGAUGAAGAUGAUGAUGAUUAUGAUGUUGAUGAUGAUGAUGAUGAUGAUGAUGAUGAUGAUGAUGAU